UGUGACCUCUGACACCUGAAAUGUCCCAACGUCACCUAAAAUACCGAGGCACCUCUAAAGACGUCCUUAAUGUGCUUGAUAAUAAUAAACUAACAGGACCUUAUUGUAAAUGAGCUCCACCUUAAUGUUCAUACACUGAAGGAUGGCGUUUCUUAAAGGCAUCGCGUUUGAUUGUGUCGCCAAAUUAAAUGUUCCAAAUAAAUAAUGUUAGUUAUUUCCAUCAGUUUAAAGAUCUGCUUUUAUCUUUUGUUUUUAAGCUUUCAUACAUUCUGAUUAUUGAGGACGUGAAUGUUCAGAGUUUUAUUUUUACAUGAACCUUUAUUACUUUACGGCUUUCUUUGGUUUCACACUUAUUUAAAGUACAUUCGUCAUUUUGAGUCGAAGCUUUUAAUCAGUUAUAAUAUUCUGUAUUCUUGUUCCAAAUAAAGCGCAGCGUGCUUUACUUAAGAAAAACAAAAUUAGAAUAUUUACAUUUUUAAAUAUCUUUGUGCAGACUUAUAAAAAAAAUCAUCAUCAGUCCACCAACACGAAGGAAUACCUUUAUUGAUAUUUAUGUUCUGUAUUUAUUUGUUGUGUUUUCAGCUGCAGGCCGGCAGCGGUCACUCUCAUUUCUCUCCAUCUUCUGUCCAGAUCCACGCAGCAUCAAACCCACUCACUGCUUCCAUCACUGACAGGAUGGAGGCAUGAUUGUGUCAGUCUCACUGAUUCAUCCUGUGGAAUUUGCGUUUCUGCCCGCUGAGUUUUUUACAGUCUGCUCUCUGUGCGUAACAGAGGCUGCGUUUGCAUCCGAAAAGAAAAGAGAAAAAGGAGACAGGAGGUGAUGUGAGGAGAGCGCGCGGGUUGUUUCUGCUCUUGCUUCUGUAGCAAACAUCUAUGAGAGUCUGUCUGAGAGAGUGUUUUCUGUCGCGGGUGGGUUUGGCAUCUAAAAAUCUGGUGCGUAAAAGAAAAGAGAGAGAAAAUCGCUCAAGUCAAAGUUUGUGCUUCAGAGACCCGGAGCCCACCCAGGCUGAGAUCGAUGUCUUGAAAUCCAUUUCCUGUUCAACAUCUCGAUCCGUUUUCUGUCUCGAGUUCACCCGCAUGACAGCUCUGUGUCCUCUCUGAGCCGUGCGUAAAAGGGCUGGAGCCAAAGAUGCGUCCAAAUCUGAUCUAAAACUCUGACAGCUCCUGACCUCGCGGCCGCUGCGCGUCUGGCGUAUUGCGAUUCAAAAAAAAAAAUGAUGUCACGCGAAGCCACAAGGGGACCUGGGAUUUACCAAAUACCUUCCAGUUGAGCAGGAGUCCUGCCAAGUAAGGGACAACCUCCUCCUCCUCUCCUCCUCCUCUUCCAGCGGCGACAAGUGCAGAGAAUCGACGGAGGAGAAUUGAGCAAAUUAUCUACUUUUCCGCUCUCCUUCCUGGACGGUAACGAUCGGCGAGGUCUCGGCUCUCCGCACGCCGUUAUCGAGCGAGCCACGGCCGCCCUGAUUGUAGUCAAUAAGGAAGGGGGAGCGGGGCCGGUGAUUUGGAGGGGGGGUUCCCCGGUAGAUGAUGCCCUUUCCUGCGGGCCGGUGAGGAGCAGCACCGACCCCCGGCUUCCCUCCAGCAGCUUCUUGUUGUUGUUGUUGUUGUUGUUGUUGUUGUUGCUGUCGCGGCGCGGUUGAUGCGGAGGUGAUGGAUGGUCCUCUCCGCCGCCCAGCGGGGAUCCUCGGCUCCCCCCCGGCUUCUGGGAGCCAGCCCGCGGGCUCCGACAUGCUCACCUCCGGCGGCAGCAGCAGCAAGCCUCUCGCUUUCUCCAUCGACCGGAUUAUGGCCAGGACGCCCGAGCCCAAGUCGAUACCGCUCCCCAGCUGGUUCCAGUCCGCUCCCGUGGGGAAACCCGACGUCUGUCCGUCCUCGCUGCAUUGUAUGAUCCCGCUGGUGCCGCUCGGGUACGAGCCGGGCCACCGGCUCAGCAUCACCGGGCUGGAUCCGGGCCACAUCGACGCGUCUUCUCUCGCCGCUCCCGCAGACUUUCUGGGCUUUGGCUUGAACUAUAAGAACCAGCAGGAGGACUCCGCUGUGAGCCAAAGCGCCGGCCAGUACAAACUCUUCAGGCCCCGGGUGGUGAACCAGUCCUCCUUCCCCACCAUGGGCACCGUGUGCUACCUGAACUGCAGCGGGGACAGCGGCGCGUGUCCCCCGCCGGCCGGCCUGGUCAACCUGCACCCGAUGGCCUCGUACCUGCUCACCGCCCGGCACAAAGCCUUCAUGGCGGAGAAGAGCAAGCCGGGCCUGCAGCAGGCCGGGGAGCGGUACCCGGUGUCCGGCGUGCAGGCCUUCAAGGAGCUGUCUCAGAGUCAGAUCCAGCACUACAUGAAGGAGCGGGACCAGAUCCUCACAGACAAGAUCUUCAAGGGCUCCGCGGCGGCGGCGGCGGCCCGGCUCAGCGGCUCCUGUCCCGGCAACAAGCCCAAAGUGUUCACCUGCGAGGUCUGCGGCAAGGUGUUUAACGCGCACUACAACUUGACCCGCCACAUGCCCGUGCACACAGGCGCGCGGCCGUUUGUGUGCAAAGUUUGCGGGAAAGGAUUCCGCCAGGCGAGCACACUGUGCCGACACAAAAUCAUCCACACUCAGGAAAAACCACACAAGUGUAACCAGUGCGGGAAAGCCUUCAACCGCAGCUCCACCCUCAACACGCACACGCGCAUCCACGCGGGAUACAAACCGUUCGUGUGCGAGUUCUGCGGGAAAGGAUUUCAUCAGAAAGGAAACUACAAGAACCACAAGCUGACGCACAGCGGGGAGAAGCAGUUCAAGUGCUCCAUCUGCAACAAGGCGUUCCACCAGGUGUACAACCUCACCUUCCAUAUGCACACGCACAACGACAAGAAGCCCUUCACCUGCCCCACCUGCGGCAAGGGCUUCUGCAGGAACUUUGACCUGAAGAAACACAUCAGGAAGCUGCACGACCCGGCCGGCCCGCAGUCGCCCCCUCAGGCCUGAGAGACGCUCGGCUCGGACCUGAACAGUGACUCUUUACCCUUCAUCCUGACACACCAAAAAAUACAUCAGGUCCGCUGUGACCUCGCUGUCAAACUGAAACUAAACUGAACUCCUUAUAGUCCAGAGUUACAGAGUCCUGUAGGUGUUAGGGUGAAGAUUAUUUUAUAAAAUAGAAACUCGUGCCCUCAAAUGACUGAUUAAUGUGCUUUGUUCACCUGAAGAUCACUCAGUCCUCCUCUCAGAUGACUUCAUUCCUUCAUGUGCAGCCAUGAAAUCUAAGUAUUAAAGCUGAUUCUGAUCCACAUUUAGAAAAAAUAUGUUCAGUUUGAGACAAAAACAGUCAAAAUCAAAGCACAGAGACAAAGACAUCCCGUCGUUUAGCUCCUGGUGUAUGCUUUAAGCUCCAAAAACACAGGACCCUACAUUUCCCACAAUGCAACUGGACUGUGUGUUUUGAAUAGAGCCUCCCUGCCUGGCCACGUCUUUCAAACUCAAUUCGUCCAGUUUGUAACACAGGUUUUCUGUUUCAUACAUUUAAAGCCUCCAAGCCUGCGCCAAGAUAACCCUGAUGACAUCACUAUGACAUCAUCAGGGUUAUUUUCUCAGAGCUACACAAAGAGUCACUGAAGACAACUGGCAGAGGAAAACUGACCAUGCAGCGGGGUCUCUUUGACUGACACCGACGAUAACCAAUCACAUCAUUAAGAGGGCGGUCCCUUCUGAAAGGGAUAAUGGCGCCUAUUCAGGGUUCAACUUUGACCUAUCCCUGGUAUAAGUUGACCCUUGUGAUAAAAGAAAUGUGGUGAAAUCUUUAGUCGGAGACCUGCUCGAUAUGUACGGCCCUGCUUUACAGAGACACAGUUUUACAUUAAACCGAUGAAGUCCAACAGUGUUUUGUCACAUUCUGAUCCCUGUUCAGGGUCAGUGAAGCACAACUAAAAUAUUUUUAAUGAGGUUCGUGUAUGUUUUGGUCACUAUUCCUCUCAACUAACUGUGAGCAGCUCGUCCGAUAGAGUCCAGAGAGUCAUUUCUAAAUUCUUCCCAAUAACAGACGUUUCCUUUGUACAAAUUUCCCCCGAUGUGGCGCCCUAAAUGUGACCUAGAAGAAAGACACGAGGAAGCCCAGUCGCCUCUCAGGCCUGUUGAACCCUAACUUGACCCUUCCUCUUGAACUUCACCCUGCGAAAGCCAUCAGGACACGUCCUCUCCCCUCCAGGCCCCACAAGGGCCCCUCAGACCUGAUUUGACGUGACCCCUGACCCCUCUGACUCCUCUGGCCACGACGCCAGCCUGGAAACUGACCGGAGAUAACCUCCAGACCAACGGGCCGUGAUGCUUCUGUCUCUGGACUGAGGACAUUUCACAGAGGACACACAGAACUUAGAUUUGCCGUCCUCUGAUUAUUAGUCCAUGAUGUUAUAAUGGUGGCUAAUUAUUACGUCAUUAGUCAUCAGUGAUUCCUAGUUUUCAUUAUUUUUCAGUUACAUCUCAGGAUGUGAGAUUGAUGAACUCUGAGACCAGAGAUGUGGCAGAGGUGAAGCAACAACCAUCGAUUUUAGAGUCAAAGACAGGAUUCAUACCAACAUUUUAAAAUAUUCAGUAUUUUUCUUAUUUUCAACAAAUCCCAUAAAAAGACCAAAACCAACACAGAGUUUAUUUUACUAACAAGUAUUGUGUGUGUGUGUGUGUGUGUGUGUGUGUGUGUGUGUGUGUGUGUGUGUGUGUGUGUCAGAGCCUGAUUUAUCUGCUGCCUUGUCCAGAAAACUAUUAAAAACACAUCAGCGAGCUGCACUGUCGCACCCUUCAUACUUACACCAACAAAAAGUAAUGUAACAGAAUUCAUAUAUGAGCCACGUGGUCACGAGCCAGUAAUUCAUCUAUAACCCCAUCAUCUGGGUUAUAGAUGAAUGUGUGAAGGCUGUGAUGACAUGACUAGUGCUCUGACGGAAGUAAAUAAGAACGUAGUAUAAAGAGCAAACAGGCAGGUCGGAGGACUAUAUUUACCCAGGAGAUCGGUGUUCAUGACCCAAGUGAAACCAAGUGAACUCUGAGUUAUUUUAAGGCAUGUUGUCACGUUUGUUUUCCCAAACCUAACCUACGUAACUUCACGUUAAGCACGUAACAUGAUGACACCCAACCAUGUUUGUUUUCCUAGACCUGUCCUACAUAACUUUACUCUCUUAAACCUAACCUACGAAACUUUACGUUAGGUAUGUAACCUGACAGUGUCUAACCAUGAUUAUUUUCCCAAACCUAACUUACGUGACUUUGCUUUCCUGAACCUAACUUAUGUAACUUUAUGUUCAUUAUGGAACAGAAUGACGCACAACCAUGGUUGUUUUCCCAAACCUGUCCUUCGUAACUGUCAGUUAAAUACACAGUGUGACGAUGCCCAGCCAUGAUUGAUUUCCUAAACUUAACCAAUGUAACUUUACAUUAAAUAUGUAACGUGACGACACCCAACAAUGUUUGUUUUUCUAAACCUAACCGACCAAACUUUACGUUCUUUAACCUAUCCUACAUAACUUUACGUUAAGUACACAACGUGAUAAUGUCCAACCAUGAUUGUUUUCCAAACCUAACCUUCGUAAUUUUAUGUUCACUACGUAAUGAUGUCCAACCAUGAUUGUUUUCUUUAACUUAACCCAGGUAACUUUACAUGAAGUACGUGACGAUGUCCAACCAUGUUUGCUUUUCUAAACCUAACCUACGUAACUUUACAUUAAAUACAUAACUGUACUUUUCAGCAACGUGAGUGCAAAACCAUGUUUCAUUCCCUAAACCUAACCUAACCAGUGGAGGCGUUAUUUCUUUAAGCAUUUAUUUGUUAGGUAUCACUGUAUGAGCAUAUGUUGCGCUGGGUAACAUGUUCCUACCAUGAACGCACCAACCAAAAACUACAGUGAGCAGCUGUUGUAGGAAAUUACUGAGACUUUUUAAAAAAUGAAACUAUAUAUUUGUGAAAUGUUUUUAAUGAUUUUAAAGAAGACAGGAAGUCAGAAAGUCCACCCCGUCACAUUAAGGCAACAGCCAAAACAAAAAAACACCAAACUUGUGCUUUAACAUGUUUAUGAGAUAAAUCUGCAGUAUUCUGGAAUACAUGUAGAAUCAAGAGCUAGAGUAUGAACAUUUAGCCUUGACCUGGAGAACAGCAGGCAACGUAAUCUUUAUUUUAGGUCCAUUUAUGGCGUAUCAAUCAAACAAAUGAAGUUUGCUUCAUGAGUAUAUGUCCAAAAACAUGUUGACUCUGCACUGACAUCCUGCUGGAGCAACAGUGCAUGAUUUGAUGCUUUUAUUACAACUCGGGCUUUGAUUUUUGCUCUUUUGUCCGCCAUGUCUAUCAGUGAUGAAAACAUUUUACUCAUCACUGAGAUCUGGGAACACGGUGAUAUCUUGAGUCAAGAAACACGAGCAGUCAGACGAUCAGUCAGGUUGGAAACAAACCUCCAAGAAGUAGUACUCAAACUAUCCGUUGUAAAGAUCCAUCACAGUUUACGGACUCACGUCUUGCUUUAACCUUGACAGCUGUAUUUACCAUCGUUGUGUGCACCGUUUCUUUGUCAACGAGGGAUCAUCACCAAUAUUUCAGGUGUGUUCCCUUUCAAUAGUUUAGAUAAACUGUUGGUUUGUUUCCAAACUGUCUGAUUGUCUCACCGCUUGUGUCUCUUCUUUUCCAUGACGUGCAAUAUUAUCAUUAUCAGAAAUGAUGGUCAGAACUACAAAACUACUGUAAGCCAAGCUGUAAGAAACCACAGCUGUCUUUCAUUUGUAAUACUAUGUAUAAUUCCUCCAUGGUUGACGGGAUUUGGAUGUGAACACCCUCGCAUUAAAGCCAACAGUGACAAAUUUAACUUCAGUUCAGAACCCAAACCCUCUGUAAGAAGCUAAUAACCCACUCAUGUGCUUGUAGCUUCACCUCUACAUCUCUGGUCCUGACUGACGGAGGAGGACGAGCUGACGCUUUCCCUCCAUCGCUCUCUUUGUUGUUAUUUUUGAUUUCAAUCUCAGGAUUAUUGUAAAAAAAAAGUGUUUUAUGAUAUUUAUUUUAAAUUGUACUACUGUUAUAAAAAAAAGUUUCUUGUCACGGUGAAGGUUAGUUUGUUUGUUUUUUUUGUUGGGGGUUGGG
Messenger RNA from Epinephelus fuscoguttatus (brown-marbled grouper), 7090 nucleotides. RefSeq names its product FEZ family zinc finger 1 (gene fezf1). Lineage: Eukaryota; Metazoa; Chordata; Actinopteri; Perciformes; Serranidae. The record is from RefSeq and is a predicted model, not a curated record. Gene Ontology annotation, cellular component: nucleus. Bases 1651 to 2964 code for a protein of 437 amino acids. The transcript has 4 exons.